This is a messenger RNA of Syzygium oleosum, 2103 nucleotides long. RefSeq names its product salutaridine reductase-like. The coding region runs from base 115 to 1851 and encodes 578 amino acids. Gene Ontology annotation, cellular component: membrane. Lineage: Eukaryota; Viridiplantae; Streptophyta; Magnoliopsida; Myrtales; Myrtaceae. The transcript has 9 exons. Gene Ontology annotation, molecular function: oxidoreductase activity, acting on the CH-OH group of donors, NAD or NADP as acceptor. The record is from RefSeq and is a predicted model, not a curated record.
CCUUUCCCUGUAAAUAUGCACUCGACAAGCCACUGCUGAAGAGCCACCACCCUCCAAAACCCUUUGGAAAAGGAAAAGAUUGAGCAGAUUUUAACAUUUCAAGCUCUUCAUCAAAUGGACAGGGUUGCGGUCGUAACGGGUGCCAAUAAAGGGAUCGGAUUAGAGAUAUGCAAGCAACUAGCUUCCAAUGGAGUCUUUGUUGUAUUGACCGCUAGAGAUGUUAACAGAGGGAAUGAGGCUAUCAAGACGCUCGCGAGUAUUGGGAUCUCCAACGUGGUCUUUCAUCCGCUCGACGUGGUAGACAGGACCAGCGUCAAUUCGCUGGCGGAUUUUGUCAAGGCUCGGUUCGGAAAACUCGAUAUUCUGGUGAAUAAUGCAGGCGUAACCGGAGCUACAGUCAUGAAAAAAGACUUGGUCUUGACAGAAGAUAAUAUUACAGGUCCGCAGGCCAAAUCGACAAAAGAGUUCAUUGAGGAGACCUAUGAAUUAGCAGAAAAAUGUCUGAGGACUAACUACUAUGGAGUCAAACAAGUAACUUCUGCUCUUCUACCUCUUCUUCAACAAUCAAAUUCGGCAAAAGUAGUCAAUGUCUCCUCUUCCCUUGGCCAGCUUCAGUUCAUCCCUGGCGAGAAUAUCAAAGAGGAGCUCAAUGACGUCGAUAGCCUCACGGAAGAGAAAGUGGACGGUUUGGUAGUGAGAUUUCUGGAGGAUAUGAAGGAGGAUAGGUUGGAAACUGGAGGCUGGCCGAUCAUUUAUUCCGCUUACAUCGUCUCCAAGGCAACUCUCAAUGCUUACACUAGAGUUUUGGCAAAGAAAUACCCCGAUAUCACCAUCAAUGCCGUGACCCCCGGUUUUGUCAAGACCAACCUAAACCACAACUCGGGGAUUUUGCCAGUUGAGGAAGGUGCGAGAGGCCCCGUUAUGGUGGCUUUAAUGCCGAAAGAAGGACCUUCCGGCUUGUUCUUUGAUCGGACGGUAGUGUCGGUUGCGGUCGUUACGGGUGCGAAUAAAGGGAUCGGAUUCGAGAUAUGCAAGCAACUAGCUUCGAAUGGAGUCUUUGUUGUAUUGACCGCAAGAGAUGUGAAUAGAGGGAAUGAGGCUAUCGAGAAGCUCGCGAGUAGUGGGAUCUCCAACGUGGUCUUUCAUCCGCUUGACGUGGUAGACGGGACCAGCAUUCAUUCUCUGGCGGAUUUCGUCAAGGCUCGGUUCGGAAAACUCGAUAUUUUGGUGAAUAAUGCAGGCGUAGCCGGAGCAGUCAUGAAUAAAGACUUGGUUUUGACAAGAGAUAAAAUUACAGGUCCGCAAGCCAAAUCAUCGAAAGAGUUCAUUGAGGAGACCUAUGAAUUAGCAGAAAAAUGUCUGAGGACUAACUACUAUGGAAUCAAACAAGUAACUGCUGCUCUUCUACCUCUUCUUCAACAGUCAAAUUCGGCAAAAGUAGUCAAUGUCUCCUCUGGCCUUGGCCAGCUUCAGUACAUCCCUGGAGAGAAUAUCAAAGAGCAGUUCAAUGACAUCGAUAGCCUCACGGAAGAGAAAGUGGACGGCUUGGUAGUGAGAUUUCUAGAGGAUAUGAAGGAGGAUAGGUUGGAAACUGGAGGCUGGCCGAUCAUUGUAUCCUCUUACAUCGUCUCCAAGGCAACUCUCAAUGCUUACACAAGAGUUUUGGCACAGAAAUACCCCGGUAUAGCCAUAAAUGCCGUUCACCCCGGUUUCGUCAAGACCGACCUAAACCACAACACGGGGUUUUUGCCAGUUGAGGAAGGCGCGAGAGGCCCCGUUAUGUUGGCUUUAAUGCCGAAAGAAGGACCUUCCGGCUUGUUCUUUGAUCGGACGGUAGUGUCGACCUUUUGAUCAAGAUUUGGAUGAGUAGUGCAGAGAGGCUAUGUCCGUUUAAACCCAAAAGCUAUGUUCUAUUGUAUUUUUCGUUCUGUUUAUUGGUAGGAGCUUCUAAAACCGCAUUAUAGUUAUUGCACUGAGAUUGGAGAGAGUGAAGAUGUCAAAGAGUGGGGGAGAACGAGAAGGAGAGCAAAUGUGAGCUAUGCUGGUACGAGUUUUGGAAUGAUUUAGCACUAUACAAGAUGAAAUGAUUCAAUUUGGGUCUAA